Myripristis murdjan (pinecone soldierfish) is the source of this 3629-nucleotide messenger RNA. RefSeq names its product colony stimulating factor 1 receptor, b (gene csf1rb). The transcript has 23 exons. Gene Ontology annotation, cellular component: plasma membrane; CSF1-CSF1R complex; signaling receptor complex. Gene Ontology annotation, biological process: cell surface receptor protein tyrosine kinase signaling pathway; positive regulation of kinase activity; multicellular organism development. Gene Ontology annotation, molecular function: ATP binding; cytokine binding; growth factor binding. Lineage: Eukaryota; Metazoa; Chordata; Actinopteri; Holocentriformes; Holocentridae. Bases 31 to 3069 code for a protein of 1012 amino acids. The record is from RefSeq and is a predicted model, not a curated record.
AGCAACGAGACGGAGAGAGAGAGAGAGAGGAUGUGUGUCCAUGUCCUGCUGCUGUCGAUCGCCCUGAGCUGCUCAGCUGAAGAUGCCGCCCCUCCUCCUUCUCCGGUGAUGUAUCUGAACUCCGAGCUUCAGCCAAACCAGACUGAGGAGCUUUUAACCGUCGGCUCCGGCUUCAACCUGAGUUGUCAUGGUAACGGUCCAGUCCGUUGGUUCAGCACAGCGUUUAAUCUACGUUAUGAUGACCUGACGGACACGGUGGAAGUGAAGCAUUCAAACCUGAGGCAUACCGGAACGUACCGCUGUGGGUACAAGAACCGCAGUCUGGAGCACGUGGACGCCUGGAUCCACCUCUACGUCAGCGAUCCGGCCGACCCCUCCAGCCUGUUCGUCACGCCCAUCAGUCUCCCUGUCAUGAGGGAGGGGCGGGACUUCCUGUUCGAGUGCCUGCUGACCGAUCCCUCGGUCACAAAGCUGACCUUCCGGUUGCAGGUGGAUGGUGGGCGUGGCCUGCCGAGGGGCAUGAAUGUGACCCUCGACCCCCGGAGAGGAGCCCUGAUCCGAGGCCUGAGAACGUCCUACAGCGAAACAUACGUCUGCUCGGCCUGGAGGGACAACACGGAGCUCAGCUCCGCCCCCUUCACACUGCUGGUCAUCCCCCGGUAUCCUCUUCCCUCUGUGUCUAUCAAUCCUGAUGAGUUUGUCCGUCUGGAGGGAGAGAAGCUGGUGAUCACCUGUGUGACCAGUUACCCCUCCCACUUCUACUUCGUCACCUGGACACACCCACACCUUCAGGCCCUGAACAUCAGCACCAGCCGUCUCUAUAGCAACAGACGACUGUACAUCAACAGCACAGUGACGGUCGCCGCCGUCAGUCACACACACAGCGGAACCUUCACCUGUACUGCUUUUAGCAGAGACGGGGAAACCAAGGCAACGGCAACACUCAGAGUAGUCGGUGGUUCCUACCUGAAGGUCUACCUGCAGCACUCUGACGCUAGCAGCCGCACCGUGGAGCCCAAUGGGAAGCUUGUGGCUAACGUUAGCGCCCACACGGUGGGAGUCGGUGGGGAACCGAGCGCUAACGUUAGCUCUGACAAAACAGAAGUGAAUGGGGUUGGUUGUGCUAACGUUAGCGGUGCUAGCAGGGUGGAUGUGGAUGAAGAUCAGGAUGUGAAGCUGACCUUUGUGAUGGAGGCAUAUCCUCCAAUCAGCUUUCAGCGCUGGACGUCAACACACAACAACACAGCACACCAGGAACACUACUCCGUAAACAACUACAGGGCGGAGGCCAGCCUCCUGCUCCUCAGGGUGCGGCAGCAGGACAGAGGCUGUUACUCUCUUCACUUCUCAUCGUCCGUCUUCAGCGGCUCGCAGAGCGUCCACCUCCGAGUGUCUCGUGCUCCUGAAGUUGCAGUGGAGAUGAGGAAUGGCAGUCUGACCUGUAGCAGCUCUGGAUACCCUUUACCCACAAUCCUCUGGUACAUCUGCCCCGGGGUCAUGGACACGUGUGGUGAUAACGCCACCUAUCAGGUUCCUGAGGCUGAUGGGACUUCAGGUCCAGAGGAGGAGAAGGAGGAGCAGGUGCAGAGAUUUUUGGCCUACACACCGUCCACUAGUGAUGAUGUCACUGUGGAGUGUGUGGCACAGAACCGCGUGGGGUCGUCCCGGGACGCGUUCGUCGUCCACGCUCCUGGGCCCGUUGUGAUGUUGCCUCCCCGCCAGUUUUUCACCCCAACUCUGAUUGGAGCGCUCACGGUGGCCACGUUCCUCCUCCUGCUCCUAUUGGUCGUUCUUUACAAGUACAAACAGAAACCGCGGUACGAGAUCCGUUGGAAGAUCAUUGAGAGUAACCAUGGCAACAACUACACCUUUAUUGACCCCGCCCAGCUGCCAUACAACCAGAAGUGGGAGUUCCCGAGAGACCAACUGCGCCUUGGUGCGGUGCUGGGCUCGGGGGCCUUUGGGAAGGUGGUGGAGGCCACGGCUUUCGGUCUGGGAACCAACCAGGUGACCCGAGUCGCCGUCAAGAUGCUGAAACCCAGUGCUCAUUCAGAAGAAAGGGAAGCUUUGAUGUCGGAGCUGAAGAUUCUCAGCCAUCUUGGUUACCAUGACAACAUUGUUAACCUGCUGGGCGCAUGCACACGUGGAGGACCCAUGCUGAUGAUCACGGAGUACUGUAGCCAUGGCGACCUGCUCAACUUCCUGCGGGAGCGAGCCCAGGACUUCCUGUCCGUCAUGCAGAGCGAGGAGGAAGCGGAGGAGGCGGAGCCGUACAAGAACACGUCCGCCCUGCCGGCGCGAGUCCGAACUGACAGUGGGAUCUCAUGCUGUUCAGAGUAUCAGGAGAUGCAGCCAGUCUUCUCCAGUCAGACGGACGGCGGUGGGCAGACAGACAGCUGGUGCUUUGAUGACCUCAUGAGGUUUUCCUACCAGGUCGCCCAGGGUUUGGAAUUCCUGUCCUCCAGGAACUGUAUCCAUAGAGACGUAGCAGCGAGGAACGUCCUGCUGACGAAUCGUCGCGUUGCUAAGAUCUGUGACUUUGGCCUGGCGAGGGACAUCCGCGACGACGACAGCUACAUCGUCCAGGGCAACGCGCGGCUGCCGGUCAAGUGGAUGGCUCCAGAAAGCAUCUUCCAGUGUGUUUACACAGUUCAGAGCGACGUCUGGUCCUACGGGGUUUUACUGUGGGAGAUCUUCUCUCUGGGUAAAAGUCCCUAUCCCAACGUUGUUGUGGACACCAAUUUCUACAAGAUGAUCAAAGAUGGCCGCCACAUGGCUCAACCAGACUUCGCUCCUCCAGAGAUGUAUCAGUUGAUGAUUGGCUGUUGGAGUUUGGAGCCGACACAGAGACCAACCUUCAACACCAUUGGUCAGCUCGUUAAGAAGCUCCUCCCCUCGAGUGAUGAUGCGCUGCGACACCACAGCAACCAGACCUACAGGAACGUCCAGGAGAGCAGAGAAGAAGAAGAAGAGGAGGGCAGAGGAGCGACACUGAAGAGAGGAGAAGAAGAAGGAGAGCCCGGGGAGGAGGAGGAGGAGGUGAUGAAGAACAUCUACCAGCUGUCCUGAGGACGUGUUUGUUGUUGUUGUUUUUGUUUGUUUGCACAAGAGAGUCGAUGGAAACAGAUGAUUUAAUGAAUGAUGUCAUACUAGAUAGAUACACUGACUGAUUGAUUGAUUGAUGAUUGAUUAUUGAUGAUUGACUGAUUGAUUGACCUUACUUAUGCCUCAUAGAUCUGAUUGAUUUUGUGUUUAGCGUCAGUUUGUUAGUAAACAUCUGCAGCACGUUGCCAUAGCGACGCCAAUCAGCUGACAGACAGGUGGAGCUGUGCGUUACCAUGGCAACAACACAGGCCUCCACAAAGCACGUCCUGCUAACAGGCUAACGCAGCUAAUGGAGCAUUAGCAUGUGAACGGUAACAUUAAUUUGAAAAUCAAAAUGUUUUUUUAUGAGUCACUGUAGCCAAAAUGUAACUGAUUACAUUUACUUCACACUGUAAUCUGAUUACUUUAAUCCCAGUCCAUUUAAUCCUCUACCACCUGCCUGAGACCGUACAUGCCUACAGAUCUGUACAGAUAUAGAUCUGUACAGAUAUAGAUCUGUAUAGAUGCAACAUUGUGUUUCUCUA